AUGGAUAAGGCUUGGAUUGAAUGUAGUAGAACAUCACCUGAGUAUGAUAAAGGGGUCAAAGAUUUCUUGAAUUUUGCUGUUGAAAAUGCCAAGGAUGCUAGCAUCAUUAGAUGUCCAUGUUAUGAAUAUUUUCUGUUUGAGUCUAUGGACUACAACGAUGGUAACACAGUGGAUAUGGUGAAUGAUGCUUACAAAAAUUGUUAUGGAGAUCCUAAGGCAUUUAGGGAACUACUAGAACAGGCUCAGAAACCUUUGUACCCAGGAUGUACAAAAUUCACUAAGUUAGGCACUUUGGUGAAGUUGUUCAAUAUCAAGGGUAAAUUUGGAUGGUCUGAUAAUAGUUUUACCAAAAUGUUGAGUUUUCUGACAGAAUUGUUGCCUGAAAACAAUGAAAUUCCAGAAUCCAUGUAUGAGGCGAAGAAAACAAUAUGGAAGAAAAAUGAUGGUAGAGUUGACCAAUAUAGGAAUGGUGUACCUGCGAAGGUCUUAUGGUACUUCCCACCCAUUCCUAGAUUUAGGCGUAUGUUUCAGUCAUCUCAAACUGCAAAGGACUUGACUUGGCAUGCAAAUGCGAGGGCCAUUGAUGGUAAGCUCCGACAUCCGGUUGAUUCACCAUCAUGGAAGCUAGUUGAUGAGAAAUGGCCUACAUUUGCAUCGGAACCUAGAAAUCUUCGUCUUGCCCUUUCAGCUGAUGGAAUCAAUCCACAUAGCUCUCUUAGUAAUACAUAUAGUUGUUGGCCAGUUCUUCUUAUAACAUACAAUCUUCCGCCAUGGUUGUGUAUGAAACGGAAAUUUAUGAUGUUGUCCCUAUUGAUUUCUGGUCCUCAACAACCGGGCAAUGACAUUGAUGUGUACUGGGCUCCUUUGAUAGAAGAUUUACAAAUUUUGUGGGAUGUUGGGGUAGAUGCUUCUGAUGCCAACAAAAAAGAAUUCUUUAAUUUAAGAGUUGUGUUACUAUGGACUAUAAAUGACUUUCCAGCAUAUGGGAAUUUAGCAGGUUGCACCGUUAAAGGGUACAAUGCCUGUCUAUAUUGUGGUGUAAACACUUCCAAAUGCAGACUAAAACAUAGUAGAAAAAAUGCAUAUAUGGGUCAUCAUCGGUGGCUUCCUUCUAAUAAUGAAUUCAAAUGCCAAGUGAAAGCCUUUGACAACACAAUAGAGCAUGACCAAGCUCCGAAAUCGUUGAACGAUUAUUGGAAGUACUUGCUGGUGCGACAUCAAUUAGAUGUUAUGCACAUCGAAAAAAAUGUGUGUGAGAGCAUAUAUGGAACACUGUUGCACAUUCCUGGAAAGACCAAAGAUGGUCUUAAGUCAAGGAAGGAUCUUGUGGAAAUGAAAAUUAGGGACAAAUUAGCACCAUUAGUAAAAGGUAAGCGUACCUUUCUUCCUCCAGCUUCGUACACAUUAACUAGAGAUGAAAAGACAAGCUUUUGCAAAACUUUGAAGAGUAUCAAGGUUCCUGAUGGGUAUUCGUCAAACAUCAAGAAUCUUGUGUCAAUGAAAGACUUUAAACUUCAAGGCCUAAAGUCCCAUGAUUGUCAUGUUCUUAUGCAACAACUUUUACUCGUUGCACUUCGGUGUGUUUUGUCAAAGCAUGCCAAUGAUGCUAUUAUCAGGUUUUGUUUCUUCUUCAAUUCCUUUUGUGCAACUGUGGUUGAUGUGUCAAUAUUGGAUAAAUUGGAGACGGACAUCGUAGUGACUUUGUGCUUGUUGGAAAAAUGUUUUCCCCCAUCUUUUUUCGACAUUAUGGUUCAUCUUACUGUGCACUUAGUCAACGAAGUUAGACUUUGUGGUCCUGUCUAUCUUCAUUGGAUGUAUCCUUUUGAGAGAUAA
Tripterygium wilfordii is the source of this 1833-nucleotide messenger RNA. RefSeq lists its product as uncharacterized. The coding region runs from base 1 to 1833 and encodes 610 amino acids. Lineage: Eukaryota; Viridiplantae; Streptophyta; Magnoliopsida; Celastrales; Celastraceae. The transcript has 4 exons. The record is from RefSeq and is a predicted model, not a curated record.